This is a messenger RNA of Diceros bicornis minor, 372 nucleotides long. RefSeq names its product keratin-associated protein 9-3-like. The transcript has a single exon. The record is from RefSeq and is a predicted model, not a curated record. Gene Ontology annotation, cellular component: keratin filament. Bases 1 to 372 code for a protein of 123 amino acids. Lineage: Eukaryota; Metazoa; Chordata; Mammalia; Perissodactyla; Rhinocerotidae.
AUGGCCUGCUGCUCCACCAGCUCCUGUGGAUUUCCUAGCUGCUCCACCAGUGGGACCUGUGACUCCAGCUGCUGCCAGCCAAGCUCCUGCCAGACCAGCUAUGGCAUUGGUGGUGGCAUUGGUGGUGGCCAGGAGGGUGGUUACGGAGCAGUGAGCUACCGCACCAGGUGGUGCCGCCCUGACUGCCGAGUGGAGGGCACCAGCCUGCCCCCCUGCUGUGUGGUGAGCUGCAUCCCCCCAUCCUGCUGUGAGCUGCACCAGGCUCAGGCCUCCUGUUGCCGCCCAUCCUACUGUGGACAGUCCUGCUGCCACCCAGCCUGCUGCUGCCAGCCCACCUGCUGUGAGCCCACCUGCUACAAGCUAGGCUGCUGA